This is a messenger RNA of Leptinotarsa decemlineata (Colorado potato beetle), 1174 nucleotides long. Its product is annotated as polygalacturonase. Gene Ontology annotation, cellular component: extracellular region. NCBI's taxonomy places the organism in Eukaryota, Metazoa, Arthropoda, Insecta, Coleoptera, Chrysomelidae. Gene Ontology annotation, biological process: pectin catabolic process. The record is from RefSeq and is a predicted model, not a curated record. Gene Ontology annotation, molecular function: polygalacturonase activity.
UAAAAACCCUGUCCAAUGUUUUCAGUUGUACCAGUCGCCAUGUCUCUCCUAAGCGUGAUAAUUGCGUCUCUAUUAGUGACUCUCACAGCAGCCAAGCCGUCUUUUACUGGGGACAAUUGCACAAUAACUGAGUUUUCUCAAGUCGAAUCUGUUUCAGCGAAAUGUACCAACAUCAUUGUGUCUAAUCUGCAAGUUCCAGGUGGUGAAACGCUAGAUUUUAAAUUCAAGAAGCCAGGAGUUCAUAUUACUUUUGAAGGAAAAACCACGUUUGGGUACCAAUUAUGGAAAGGACCCCUUAUCAGGAUUCAGGGCGUAGGAAUUACCGUUACAGGAGCACCUGGUUCUGUACUUGAUGGACAAGGUGCUCUUUAUUGGGAGGGCAAAAACGGAAAAAAGACUAAACCUAAAUUUUUCAAAAUAAAGGUUAAAGAAGGAUCAGUGUUCAAGGAUAUACACUUACUGAAUUGCCCUGUUCAUUGUGUAUCCGUAAGUAUGUCCGACCACGUAACCCUAUCAGGAUGGAACAUCGAUGUUUCUGCAGGAGACAAGGAUGAGCUAGGACACAAUACCGAUGGAUUCGACAUCUCUGAAACUAACAAUAUACUAAUCGAAAACGCAAUUGUCCAGAAUCAGGACGAUUGUGUCGCCGUAAAUCAAGGUUUCAACAUGACAUUCAGGAAUUUGGAGUGUAUUGGAGGUCACGGACUCAGUCUUUCUGUCGGUAUGAGCCACGAGGUGAUCAAAAAUACGGUGGCUAACGUCACUUUUAGAGACUCGAUAGUCAAAAAUUCGAGAAACGGUAUUCACGUUAAAACUCAUACUAACUCUGGAGAAGGACUCAUCAGGGACAUAACAUACAAAAACAUUGAGAUGACAGGAAUCUGGAGAUACGGAGUAAAUGUAGAACAAGACUACAAGAACGGAAAAUCCACUGGAAAUGCAACAAAUAACAUCCCUAUCAGGGGACUAACAUUGACUAACGUUAACGGACAGUUAACAGGACCAGAGUCAGUACCGGUUUACAUACUUUGUGGAUCUGAAGGAUGUGAAAACUUCGAAUGGUCCGAAGUUUCGUUCCGUGGUGCUUCAAAUCCAAGUUCUUGUAAUUAUGAACCUCGCGGUUUUCAUUGCCCAAAAUAAUUAAGUUUCUAAUAAAUAUUGAAUAAAAGUUACA